Molecule: messenger RNA, 1917 nt
Organism: Mugil cephalus (flathead mullet)
Lineage: Eukaryota; Metazoa; Chordata; Actinopteri; Mugiliformes; Mugilidae
Gene: parp12b
Product: poly (ADP-ribose) polymerase family, member 12b
Exons: 8
Coding region: 122-1468 (448 amino acids)
Molecular function (GO): metal ion binding
Source: RefSeq, a predicted model, not a curated record
CCGAUUGGUCUCACUGUCACUAUGGUAACUGUCUCUGUGCUCCUCCCCCUCAGUGUCUCUCUCUGUCCUCCCAGUCUCCCCCUGUCCUCCCCAGUCUGUCUUUAAACCUCCCCCCGUCAGCAUGUUCAGCAGGGAGGUCCUCGGAGCCACCGUGGAGCUGUGCGGCAACAUGGGGUCGAUGCCGCUUCCAGAUUUUCGCAAAAAGCUGCAGCAACACUUCACUCUGACGGAUGAGGACUUCCGCUUCAUCGUCAAGGAGUGCUCCCGCUUCCUGGAGGUCCGCGACCCGGCGGGGGUCGACUGGGUGGUGGCCAGGACGUCCCUGCGGCUCUGCAGGAACUACGGCCUCAAUGAGCCGUGCAGGGGCUGCCAGCAGCUGCACCUCUGCAAGUUCUUUCUCUACGGAACCUGCAGGUUCGGGAAGGGCAGGAAACCCUGUAAGUUCUCCCACGACGUCCAGUCUGAGCACAACUACCCGUUACUGCGAGAGUGCUCCCUCCACCAGCUGGACCAGGACCUCCUGUUCCGGCUGCUGCUGCAGAACGAUCCGGCUCUGCUGCCCGAGGUGUGUGUCCACUACAACCAGGGCCCGGGGCCUCGUGGACUCUGCUCCUUCCAGGACGACUGCUCCAGACUCCACUUGUGUCAACACUUCCUUCGAGGCGAGUGUCUCUUUGGACGUCGCUGUAGACGUCUUCACGCUGUGGACGGACAGGGACGCAGGACGCUGGAGGAGAGAGGACUGAGUGGGGACAUCGUCCAACAUCUUCCCUUCAUCUACAGGAACAGCCACUUCCUGUCCGCUGCAGACAAGGUUCCUGAUUCUUUCCAAGAAUCGUCUCAAACUCCAGAGAUUUGUCUCCACUUCAUCAGAAACAGCUGCAGGUUCCACAACGACUGCCGUCGUGUCCACUUCCACCUGCCCUACAAGUGGGAGGUGUUUGAUGGCAGCAGUUGGACCGAGCUGGAGGACCUGGAGGACAUUGAGAGGGACUUCUGUGACCCAUCGAAGACUCAGAGCGGCAUCUCUUGGCCGGUCGACUUUCUGACGAUGACGUGUGACUCGCUGCCUGUCCGCCGUCUGUCCACGGUGUCCUCAGUGACGAAGCCGUCCCACUACAGCCUGACCACAGAGUGGCGCUGGUACUUCAAGGGGGAUCGGCGGACCUGGGUGGAGUACGGGGCUGAGGAGGACCAGCAGAGCUCCACAUCAGUGACGUCCCAGACUCUGGAGGCUGUCUUCCAGUCUGACAGGACCGCUGAGGUCCCAGUGGUCAGGGGGACACGUCAGUACCUCAUCAGCUUCACAGACAUGUACCAGAGGAACCUCAAACACAACACCAAGAGGAGAGUCCGCCGGCGUCCACGCUUCCUGUCCUCAGCUCAGGUGGACAGACUGGUCUCAGAGUCCGGAGGACAGAGUCCAGGGGACAGAGGACUGAUGUGGGACGUGACUGGAGCUGAAUGAACAUCUGCACCAUCAGCUGUUUCCUUUUAUUGGUCUUAGAACAUUUCAACUGUCUCUGUCUCUGUGUCUCUAUGUCUCUGUGUCUCUGUCUAUGUCUCUGUCUAUGUCUCUGUCUAUGUCUCUAUCUAUGUCUCUGUGUCUCUGUCUAUGUCUAUGUGUCUCUGUCUAUGUCUCUAUGUCUAUGUGUCUCUCUGUCUCUAUGUCUCUGUCUGUGUCUCUGUCUAUGUCUCUGUGUCUCUGUCUAUGUCUCUGUGUCUCUGUCUAUGUCUCUGUGUCUCCAGUCGUGUGUCUCUCAGGGAAACAUUGACCGUGUGGAAGACGGUCAACAUUUUAGUUUAUUUCAGUUUAUUUUGUGUUCGUGUUUAAAUGGAUCCUUUUUAUACUUUUAUAGUUUUAUGUCUUGAUUCUUAUUUUUCUACUUCAACUCAAAAUGAAACACGUCAAUAAUC